Coregonus sp. 'balchen' is the source of this 3177-nucleotide messenger RNA. NCBI's taxonomy places the organism in Eukaryota, Metazoa, Chordata, Actinopteri, Salmoniformes, Salmonidae. The record is from the annotation of a GenBank genome assembly.
CAGCGCAGCUCGCAAGCGCAGUUCCGCGAAACUGGGCAGAUGCGGCCCCUGCCGCCGCGGGCGCUGAAAUACAAAGCCAUUCUUGGAAUUAGAUUCCUAGAACUUCCGUCAACUGCAAAACUGAAUUUACAAGAGAGGCGUUUUCUCACCGUCUUUCCGUAGAAUAGAAUAGAGAACAGAACAGUGUCUGGUGAGCGGAUCACUGCGCUGGACUUUACCCUCUAUUUUUGCCGAGGUUGAAACUGACACGUUGGAGAUUUUAUAGUUUUUACCAAAAUAAGUUAUGAUUAUUUUUCUUUUAGAAAAAAUUCUGAAUAGUCUAUUGAGUUAAUGAGAAUACUUUUGUUAUUCGGAUUAUUGGCGCCAUGACAACAUCAACUCAGUGACUGUUCCUACAACAUAUAAGAAUCACUGGGUUUGUUGGAUAUGUUUAAACUGGAUUCAUAUUCAUUAUGAUUUCUUGUGUUCAAAGGUAAGUUGAAUUUGUUGUUGGCACAAUUCUCAUUAGGUUACACUGUGUCUACCAAUUACGCUACAUGCACAAAUUUUUAUUUCACACCUUGGCUGUGCUGAGAAAAUCAAAUGUAGCCACGUUUUGACAUAAUGUAGGAAAUGAAGGAACAUUCAGCACAGAGCUAAUUCGUUGUGUACCAGACAGUGUGGAACAAAGCCAGGAUAAUUAUGAAAGUGUUUAUGAUUUAUAUAAUUUCAUAUUCGAAGAUGAUAAAUUAGGCCUAUAAUCGAAAAAUGUCUGCCUGUUACAGUUGUAGCCUAGGCUAAAAGUUUGAAUGUGGAUGGACCUUUUCUCCAUGCACAAUGGAAGUGAUUGCUGGUCAAGAAUUCAUCAUGGGAUUUGACCUUGUUACCUACAUUAUAUAUUAUUUGUAUAUCAUAUAUGAGUAAUAAUAGGUUAACAAUAAUUCUGGAUCCUAAACGUUUUGUUUAACGUUAUUUUUACGUUAUUUUAGUUGUGUAGCCCCUUUGGAGAAGCUAUGAUUAUGAUUUAUUUUAUUAUUUAUUCAUACAAUUAAUUUAAAUCUGUGCUCAGUUAAUUCUAACCCAUGAAGAUGAUAACUACAUAUGGUUGCCCCCGCACAACGUCACCUUGCUCCUCUACGGAAUGGAUACUACAAGUGUAAUGUCUGCGCUCAAUGCAAUGGCAUUUACAAAUGUAGAUCCUUCAAACACCCCCAAACAGGGAAACAGAUCAAUCAAAGGCGUUAUCACGUGCUCCACUAAGGCAGUUAUUUAUCUUAUAACUUGUCCUUGUGGUAAAAAGUAUGUGGGUAAAACGAAGCGCGAACUAAAAGUAAGAAUCUCUGAACAUCGUAGCACCUGUUAGGUGCAAAAACUCGACGUAUCCAGUUGCGGCCCAUUUUUUGGAAGCGAACGACUCUAUUUCGUCCCUUUGCUAUAUCGGCAUCGAACACGUCACCCUCCCUUGGAGAGGGGGUGACCUUGACAAUUUAUUGUUAAAUCAAGAGGCCGCCUGGAUCUUUAAUUUAAAGAGCCUUGCUCCCUUCGGUUUGAUCUGAAGCCAUUCUUGUGAUUAUUGUGUUUUUACUAUCCAUUGUAAAUAAUGUUUGGAGGCCUAUGUAGUCAAAUGGUAUCUCUGAUCAUAUGUAAUCCAUUCAUGCUUUUUUAUAUGUUCUAUUUAUCUGUAAAUCGACCAAUGAAAUCAAGCCACAGCCGGCCAUGAUUACAGACACCUGUGUGCCCUUUCAAACUCUAUAUAAACUAGUGACCCGCAGUGUUUGUGAUUAUACCCUGAUGAAGACAGCUUGGCUGUCGAAACGUUGGUUAUACAAUUAUUGCAUCUGAGCUCCUAGAGUGUGAAGCUCUCCUUUUCUUUUUCACUACACAUGGUUAACAUAAAGGCACAAGGUUAAGUCAUAGUUGAUACAGAAAGGAGGAAAAUAAUAUUCUUUAGGCUACAUCUUCCUUACACAUUUACAUACAUAAGAUUCCCCACAUUUUAUGUAAUGGCAGCAUCAGUGACUUCGGGCCCCUGCUGACAGUUUAACAAAGUGCCUCCUAUGGGUUCAUAUACCACCAUUUGCCAAGUUAUGGAAGACUGUUUAUGUAGUCUGAUAUUCACAGAUUUUCCUCAGUCAUGAUUUCCCCUAAACAUCAAACACAAAGCAAGCUGCAUGAGCACUCUCUCUGCCCUCCCCUUAUCUUAUAUGACAACAUUGUUGGGUGGAAAUCACAACCAUUUUGCCACCCCUAGAUGUGAAAUAUGUUUCUGUCUCCAUAGUAACUACUGUGUUAUAGCUUAUCCAAUCCAGGCACAAAAUGAUAGAUUAUUUCCUCCUACCUCAGGGCUCUGUUGCCAGGGCCACCUUCAGAUAUGAUUGCCAGGACGAUGAGCAGCAUGCAGCAGGAUUAUGGUGAGAGAGGAGAGUCGUGUUGUCAGAACCCAACUGCCCCUCUCUACGACCCUACAGAGGACCUCUGCUGCAUCACCACCACCUUCCAGUACCUGCAGAACUCAGGUAGGCCUACUAGCACCCCCCCACCUCCCACCCUUGUGUGUAUGUGUGUGAGUAUGUGUGUAUGUAUGUGUGUGUCAAUGUGUGUUUGUGUGUGUAAGCAUGUGUGUGCGUUAAAGUCUGCAUGUAAUGGAGAUAAUAUGGGACACAAUAGUAACAUGUGGGUCUGUUUCUGGCUCCAGGUUGGUACUGGGGGUCCAUUUCAGCCAGUGAGGCUCGAGACGCUCUCCUGAAGGUGUCAGUGGGAACCUUCCUGGUACGCGACAGCAGCCACCCUCUCUACAUGCUGACCCUGUCAGUGAAGACGGCUUGUGGCCCCACCAACGUACGCAUAGAGUACAGCAGGGGUCGCUUCCGGCUGGAUUCCAGCUCCCCAGGCCCCCCUCGCUUGCUGUCCUUCCCUGACAUCUGCAGCCUGGUGCAACACUACGUAGGCUCAGGCCAGACACAACAGGGCAAGAGAUCAGAGUCAGAGGACCCUCCUAAACCUAAAGCCAAACCCAGCCCUUCCCAGCCCUCAGCGAAGGACAAUGCAGUACUGCUCAAGCUGAUGCGUCCCCUGCCUCAGGCCUUCCCCUCUCUCCAGCACCUCACACGCCUCACCAUCAACUGCCAAACCGACUGUCCUGACCAGCUGCCCCUGCCACGCCCACUGAUGCGCUACCUGCAGGCCUACCCUUUCCAG